This is a messenger RNA of Porites evermanni, 609 nucleotides long. The record is from the annotation of a GenBank genome assembly. NCBI's taxonomy places the organism in Eukaryota, Metazoa, Cnidaria, Anthozoa, Scleractinia, Poritidae.
AUGUGCAGCAUCGAAGAAACUCUUAAGCACAAAGGCAAGAUGUCUACAUAUUACAGAUUAUAUGUUGAUGACAAAUUAAGGAUCAUGCGUGACAAAGUAUCAGCUGAUAACUUCCUUCAGACCCUUGACCAUUGCCAUUCCUCUGUUACGUUUACCAAGGAAACAGAAAAAAAUGGCAUGCUUCUGUUUCUCAACACACAAUUGUUGAACAAAUCUACACACACUGAGACAAUCGUUUAUGUGAAACCAACAAACUCUGGCCUCUUGUUGCAAUACAAGAGUCAUGUCGAUGAUCAAUAUAAAUAUGGCCUGUUAAAGACUAUGCUUGAUCACGCAUUUCGACUUUCUUCUAACUCGUCCUAUUUCUCUGAGGAAUGUGAUCACCUCAAACUUUUAUUCUCUACACUAAAAUACCCAGAAAAACUUAUUGAUUCUACAAUCACUUGAUUUAUUGCUUUGAAAGUAUCUGAUCAACCCGUUUCCUCACCGACUGAUACCAAUGGAUAGGACCCCGUUCCAACUGUUCUUCCAUUUAAAGACCAAGCCACAGCUUAUAUUCUUCAGAAUCAACUUACGGAUUGGAAUCAGAAGGUUCACACGAACACCUAG